UCGAGGAGUCAGCCCUAUGUAUAUCUCUCUAUACACCUCAACUUUUAACACAAAGUUCAAAAUCCAAACACAAAAAGCGACGCGGACUACGCACACUUUGCUUUUUGCGCAUUUCCCCUGAAUGUCACUUGGAGCGUCUGAGCGGUGGAUUUUGUUUUUCUCCUGGGUUUAAUUCUCAACUCUUUUAAUUUAAUUUUUGCUGACUUUCUUCAUCGGAGGAGAAGCGUCUCACUGUUGUUAUGAAUACUUCACCUCUCCUUUCUUAACAUGGAAGCAUCCAGCGGGUCGAGUUUUGGAAUAGACACUAUUUUAUCUAGCGCCUCUAACUCUGGUAACCUCAUGAACGGAGAUUUCCGGCUCGGAGACAGCAGGACAGCGGAUUUCAGGAGCCAGGCGACCCCGUCCCCAUGCUCGGAGAUAGACACUGUGGGGACAGCCCCCUCGUCCCCCAUCUCGGUCACCAUGGAGCACGGCGCCGAGGCGCACCUGGUCCAGGACAGCCUUCAGCACCACCAUCACCACCUCCACAGCAGCCAGCCGCAGAGCCUGCCGCUGUCCCCGCAGCAGCAGCCGCUCGCCGGGGCCGGCUGCGCCCCGAGGUCCGCUACCUCCUCGUUCCUCAUCAAAGACAUUUUGGGCGACAGCAAACCGUUGGCAGCCUGCGCACCUUACAGCACCAGCGUGUCCUCUCCUCACCACACACCAAAACCAGACUGUGCCACGGCUCCGGACGGCUUCAGGCCCAAAAUGGAACAAGACGAUAGCAGAGGCAAGUUGGACAAAAGAGAAGAUUAUCACAAUGAAAUGAAAUGCAACGGGUCCAAAGAGGAGAACGACCGGGAGAUCUCCAGCAGCAGAGACAGUCCUCAAAUGCGCACGAAAAAGCCUCGCAAAGCCCGGACAGCCUUCACCGACCACCAGCUCAACCAGCUGGAGAGGAGCUUCGAGAGACAGAAAUACCUCAGCGUGCAGGACCGCAUGGACCUGGCCGCGGCGCUCAACCUGACCGACACACAAGUCAAGACCUGGUACCAGAACAGAAGGACGAAGUGGAAGAGGCAGACCGCGGUGGGAUUAGAGCUCCUGGCUGAAGCAGGAAACUACUCGGCUUUACAGAGAAUAAUGUUCCCGUCGCCAUAUUUCUACCACCCCAGCCUGCUGGGCACCGUGGACAGCUCCACGGCGGCCGCGGCGGCAGCGGCCAUGUACAGCAGCAUGUACCGGACUCCUACCGCGCCGCAUCCCGGCCUCCAGAGACCUCUGGUCCCCAGGGUGCUCAUUCAUGGCCUAGGGCCGGGGGGGCAACCGGCACUAAACCCCCUGUCUAACCCCAUGGUCGGAGGACUGCACCCGCGGUAAAACUCGAAAGAAGCCGAGAAAAGACGAUGAGCAGAACGCUGGUUGAACACGUGAUGUGAGUAACUGCUGCGGAACCACAUUGCAGGACUUGUUGUUCUCCAGAAAGACACAUUUAAAGACAUUUACAGAAGUAAAGGAGGUAUUUAAUAUAGGCCCAGAUAUUCUGAGCGCAGUCCCGUAAAGACUCUGUUCGGGCCGGGACGAACUGGACUGCUCCUGUCUGAUUGUUUGUUUGUUUGUCUUUUGUACAAAUACACUUACAUUAGCAAAUAAACAUAUACAGUUUAUUAGAUGGAGAAGAACGGAAU
Messenger RNA from Notothenia coriiceps (black rockcod), 1667 nucleotides. RefSeq names its product BarH-like homeobox 2 (gene barhl2). Bases 268 to 1359 code for a protein of 363 amino acids. NCBI's taxonomy places the organism in Eukaryota, Metazoa, Chordata, Actinopteri, Perciformes, Nototheniidae. The record is from RefSeq and is a predicted model, not a curated record. Gene Ontology annotation, molecular function: DNA binding; DNA-binding transcription factor activity, RNA polymerase II-specific. The transcript has 4 exons. Gene Ontology annotation, biological process: regulation of DNA-templated transcription.